AUGCAUUCCAGCCGGCCCCAGACGUCAUACUUUUUCUGUUUUCCCCUGCCGCCCGCCGUCGGCCUGGGCUGGCCCAGCUGGCCUGCACGUGGCCCUGGGGCUCACCACACCAUCAACUCCACGCACCACAAACCAGCACCUACUACCCCGUCCUCCUUCUUAGCCCGCCUAUUCCAGGCCGCCGCCAGUGACAUUCUCCGAGCUGCCGCCCGUAAAGUGCGCCCCCUAGAAUUAGCCGCCGGCCCCCGCCCCCUUUUUGUGUCUGCAGGCCCUUUGGACGUUUUUCUGCUUGUUUUCUUUGUAUCGGCCCGCCGCGUCGCACCCGCCGGCCCCAGCACCGCGACCACUGCGAAACACCCUGGGACCUCCCAUCCGAGCACCCUCUGCGACGCCCCAAGUGCACGCCUGAGCACGCCGAAACGUACCAAAACGCCAAAGAAACACCACAAACACAAACAUCACACAGAGAAACGGACAAAAAACACAAACACAAACAGCAACAAACAACAACAAGUAGCUACAAACAACAACAAGUAG
This is a messenger RNA of Metschnikowia bicuspidata var. bicuspidata NRRL YB-4993, 537 nucleotides long. RefSeq lists its product as uncharacterized. Lineage: Eukaryota; Fungi; Ascomycota; Pichiomycetes; Serinales; Metschnikowiaceae. The record is from RefSeq and is a predicted model, not a curated record. The transcript has a single exon. The coding region runs from base 1 to 537 and encodes 178 amino acids.